CCGGUAACCGAUUAUAAUUCCCUUUAUAAACCACUCGAAAUUCUUUACUUACUUUCCAAGACUUAUUCUUUGAAUUCUCCAGAAAAAUCGAUAAAACACACACAAUUUCACAACAAGUUGUUGAUUCAACCUUUGUUAUGGUGUCGGUGAAUCCAAACCCUACACAAUCGGGAGAAUUUCAUUUGGAUUUUGCAUCUGGUAUGCCACUUCCUGGAGUCAACUCUCUUCCUCCGGUUAGUUCUCCGGUUUCCGUUGGUGGAGUUGGUGUUCCACCGAUGGAUGAUCAUUGUAAGAAAGUGAGGAAGCCGUAUACGAUCACUAAGUCUAGAGAAAGCUGGACUGAGCAAGAACACGACAAGUUUCUAGAAGCUCUUCAAUUAUUUGAUCGUGAUUGGAAGAAGAUUGAAGCAUUUGUUGGUUCCAAGACAGUUAUUCAGAUACGUAGUCAUGCUCAGAAGUACUUCCUCAAGGUACAGAAGAGUGGCUCUAAAGAGCGAGUACCUCCUCCUCGACCGAAGAGGAAAGCAGCUCAUCCAUACCCUCAAAAGGCCUCUAAGAUUGCUGCCACUAUUAAUCAACCCACUGGGCAGUAUCAGAGUCAACCUGUUAGAGUUUUGGAGCCUGGGUAUGUUUACCACCAUGAUCCGUCAUCAGCUCUCAGUAAUCAAAGUGUCAGUGCACCAACUUCAUCCUGGACGUGUGGGUCCAUGCCAGCUGCCAAUUCAUUGAACUUGAGAAGAGAUGAUGCGGCACUGGCAAUGCCUUCUGUGGCUCCUAAUGUUUGCUGCACAAGUAGCAAUGAAAGCGGAAGUACCUGGCCAACAGCUGGGACUAUUGGCCGUACAGACCAUGCGAAGCGCAUUAAAGUUAUGCCAGAUUUUGCUCAAGUAUACAAUUUUAUUGGAAGCGUCUUUGACCCCAAUUCGAGCGAUCACCUGCAGAAGUUAAAGACAAUGGACCCAAUAAAUGUUGAAACUGCAUUGUUAUUGAUGAGAAAUCUAUCAGUCAAUCUGCUAAGCCCUGAAUUUGAGGAACAUAGAAAACUAUUUUCAUCAUACGAUGCGGAGUCGGGUAAAGCUAGAUUGUGCAGUCCGCUCUUGCCAGCUCCGGAUAACUCGAAAACCGCAAUUCCUGCUGUUUAUUGAUAAAGGUAUUUGACAUGAAAAAGGGCACUAGUAGGUUGUAAAAUUUGCUUUUCGUUCCUUUUUAUUCCUUGAUUCUAGCAUAUUAUCAUCAGACACCUUCAGGAGAACUAGCGCAAUCCACGUUUUGGUCGAGGCUGCGAGAUGCCCACAUCUCUUCAAUUGUAUCAUAUCUUGUUUUCUGCAAAUCGAAGUUUCUAAACUUGGAAGGGAAGAACGUAAUCUGUCUCUUCGUAUGGACCGUCUCCGCUUGGUGCUGCAGCUCUCUACCGAGAGCAGGUUGCUUGCUUAUGAUCUUGUUAGUCUAGGAUUUGUAGCAUGACUAUGUUGUCUUAAGAUCUGUGUGAUGAUAUGAGUCAGGCUGAUGUAAAAUGUAAUGAUCUCCUCUCCUCUAUUUGAGGUUUUUGUAAUAUGUUUGUUAAUCAGAAAGUGUUCUCUACAAGAAUUCCAUGUACAUAUUUUAGUAAUGAGAAUGUUGUGUGUAUAUAAGAAGUGGUGGAGUCUGUUGUCUUAAGUUUUUUUCUCUUAUGUGUCGGCUCUUUAGUUAUAUAUUGGGAGUAGUUUUUGCAAGUCAAGAGUUUCGAUUAAAUUAGCGGAAAAUAAGGAAUUUGCUGAAGUUGUACCGUCUGGACGUUCGAUAAUAAGCACGAUGCGUUUGUUAAUAAAUAUGUACUACUUAACAUAAGCAUAAAGUGUAGAAUUUAUCUCUAAAUUACGCUUUAAAAUACGUUGUAUUAUUUUUAUUUUUAUUUUGCUUUUCAAUUUAGCUUUUAGAUAUGUUGUUAUUGUUAUUUUAGGCUUUUGUGUUGGUUGUUAGUUUUAGCCAAAU
Messenger RNA from Amaranthus tricolor (Joseph's coat), 1971 nucleotides. RefSeq names its product protein REVEILLE 5. Bases 138 to 1145 code for a protein of 335 amino acids. The transcript has 8 exons. NCBI's taxonomy places the organism in Eukaryota, Viridiplantae, Streptophyta, Magnoliopsida, Caryophyllales, Amaranthaceae. Gene Ontology annotation, molecular function: DNA binding. The record is from RefSeq and is a predicted model, not a curated record.